This is a messenger RNA of Enhydra lutris kenyoni (northern sea otter), 2477 nucleotides long. RefSeq names its product SH3 and cysteine rich domain 2. The record is from RefSeq and is a predicted model, not a curated record. The transcript has 11 exons. NCBI's taxonomy places the organism in Eukaryota, Metazoa, Chordata, Mammalia, Carnivora, Mustelidae. Bases 449 to 1675 code for a protein of 408 amino acids. Gene Ontology annotation, biological process: skeletal muscle contraction; positive regulation of protein localization to plasma membrane; positive regulation of voltage-gated calcium channel activity. Gene Ontology annotation, molecular function: protein binding. Gene Ontology annotation, cellular component: extrinsic component of cytoplasmic side of plasma membrane.
GACUGGGCGGAGGGGCCUCCGGGUGCCGGGCCGGGGCCGGCGGGGGGAGGGGGAAAGGGAUGGGGGGCGGGCACAGAGGACAGAGGAGCCGGCCGGACACGGACUGCUCCGUCGCUCCCUCCCUCAGCUCAUCCCCGCGUCCCCACUUCCCUCCUCCCCUCGCUCGGAGCAGCAUCCUCUGCAGACCCUCGGUCCUCAUUCCCGGGGUCGUCCGGCUUCCGCGGCUCCGUGUAAUUACCCCCCUUCACUGGCCAACCCGGGAACUUUCUCCGCCCGCUCUCAGCAGUGGGGGGUCGCUUUGCCUGGGCGGAUUUUUCCUGGGGUUCACUGGGGGGGAAGUCUCUGGAGAAGGGCCUCAGGGUCCCAGAGAGACGUCUGCCACCUGCCACCUGCACCCAGCAGACCUGCCGUCGGGUUUUGGCACCCUCUCUCCCCCUCUCCCCCAAUCAUGACCGAAAUGAGCGAGAAGGAGAACGAACCGGAUGACGCGGCCACCCACACCCCCCCGGGGACCAUCUCUGCCCUCCAGGAAACCAAGCUGCAGCGGUUCAAGCGCUCGCUUUCCCUCAAGACCAUCCUCCGAAGUAAGAGUGUGGAGAACUUCUUCCUUCGCUCGGGCUCUGAGCUCAAGUACCCCACUGAGGUGCUGCUGACGCCCCCAACCCCACUGCCCCCUCCCUCCCCACCACCAGCAUCUACAGACGGGGGCGUCCCGACGCCGGCCCCCUCCCCCUGCCCCAUCCCACGGCCCCUGGCACCACUCAAACCAGUAAGACUGCACAGCUUCCAGGAACAUGUCUUCAAGAGAGCUAGCCCCUGUGAGCUGUGCCACCAGCUCAUUGUGGGAAACUCCAAGCAGGGUUUGCGAUGUAAGACGUGCAAAGUGAGUGUCCACCUCUGGUGCUCCGAGGAGAUCUCCCGCCAGCAAUGCCCAGGCAAGGCGUCCUCCUCCUUCCGUCGCAACUUCAGCUCCCCGCUCCUGGUGCAUGAGCCACCCCCCACCUGUGUCACAAGCAGAGAGUCCCCACCCACUGGGGCCAGCGGCAAGGUAGACCCCGUCUAUGAGACCCUGCGCUAUGGCACCUCCUUGGCUCUGAUGAACCGCUCCAGCUUCAGCAGUACCUCUGAGUCCCCCACGCGGAGCCUGAGUGAGCGGGAUGAGCUGACUGAAGAUGGGGAAGGCAGCAUUCGUAGUUCAGAGGAGGCCCCUGGAGACAGUGUAUUCACAGCCCCGGCUGAGAGUGAAGGGUCAGGACCGGAGGAGAAGAGCCCCGGACAACAGCCCCCCAAACCCCUUCUGCGGAAGGACGUGGGACCCAUGUAUUCCUACGUCGCGCUCUACAAGUUUCUGCCCCAAGAGAACAACGACCUGGCUCUGCAGCCUGGGGACCGGAUCAUGCUGGUGGAUGACUCUAACGAGGACUGGUGGAAGGGCAAGAUUGGCGACCGGGUUGGCUUCUUCCCAGCCAAUUUUGUGCAGCGAGUCAGGCCAGGCGAGAAUGUUUGGCGCUGCUGCCAACCCUUCUCUGGGAACAAGGAACAGGGGUACAUGAGCCUCAAGGAGAACCAGAUCUGUGUGGGCGUGGGCAGGAGCAAGGAUGCUGACGGCUUCAUCCGCGUCAGCAGCGGCAAGAAGCGGGGCUUGGUGCCAGCCGACGCCCUGACCGAGAUCUGAGAGGAGCCAAGAGAACCCAGAUGCCACCCUGCCCAUGCCUGGCCCUUGCUUCUGGUCCCGGAGGGGAAAAGGCAUCUGCCCUCUGCCUCUUUCCUAGGGGCCACUCCCCGGGACUUGGGAGCCUUCUGCACUGAGGAAGGUUUUAUUUCUUGGGUCCCAAGUUGCCCUGAGGGAGUUGCUCCUCUGGGGCUUGGGAAUGUGGAAGGAGGAGAAAGUGGGAGGGAAUGGGGAAGCUCCAGGUAGGUCCAGCCCAUGCCCGGACAUCAUCAAGUUGCCACGCUGAAUGCAGCCCUGGGGAGGGGGGUGUUCCUGGGGAACUUUCCUGCUGCUUUGUCCAGAGAGCCUUCCCACGUCCACACCACCUCUGCAUGCCCGACACUGUCCCCCUCGCCCCACAGAGCCCCUGCUUGGGUUUACGUUCGUGACCUUGCAGCUGCCGCUUUGGAAGGAAGUGGGGCCUUGGGAAUGUGCCUUCCCAAGUCCCUCAGGUCUCCGCCCUCCGCCCGGGCUCAGGAGGCGGUUCAGGGCUGCGGAGGAUCCUGAGUCCAACUCCUGGUUUCACCCUCUGUCCCUCCAUCAGUUCUCAGGAAAGUUCUGCGGGAAUCUCUCCCCUUACUUGAAACCCCUGGCAGAUAGAGGAGGAGAGGGCUGAGUUCUGGGGAAAGCGCGGUAAAUCAGAGACUGUCUCCUCAAAGAGAACGGUCAGUCAGCACAGAGCGGCCUCGUUGUGCCCUUGCCUACUGGGGAAGGACACUCAGUAGCAGCCUGCACACAGAAACCUGACUGAGAACAAAAAAAAAAA